CACGACCAACCUUUUUUUUUUUUGGUAAUAUCUCGCUCCCCCCACUAGUCUUUGCCAAGUGAACCCUCUAAACUUGGAAAAAUUACUUGAACACUUUAUUUCAAUGAAAACCGUGAAGGAAUUGAUUCGGGUCAAGGGUCCAUGGAAAAAAGAAGAGGACGAGCUAUUGCAGAAGCUAGUUGAAGAACACGGUGCAAAGAACUGGUCGAUUAUUGGUAAAUCGAUUCCAGGACGAUCAGGAAAAUCGUGUAGGCUCCGUUGGUGUAAUCAACUUUCUCCUCAAGUGGAACAUCGACCUUUUACAUGUGAUGAAGACGACAAAAUUAUCAAAGCCCAUGCAGAAUUCGGUAACAAAUGGGCUACUAUAGCCCGUUUGUUAACAGGUCGAACUGACAACUCCAUAAAAAAUCACUGGAAUUCUACCCUUAAAAGAAAAGGUCUUGAACUUUCGAAAGAUUUGGCGUUUGAAAAUCCUCAACCGCCGUUGAAAAGAUCGUUAAGUACCGGGUCGGGUACAAAUUCGGGUACUCCAUCUGGAUCUGAUUUGAGUUCGGGUUUUGCCCGACCCGAUAUUUCAACGUCUCUGAGUCUCUCUUUACACGGGUUCGGGUCCAGCGAGGAUUCAAAUACUCCAAUAAUUCAGAAUUGUAACUUUGGUCCUUCUAGUAUUGAGAAACAGUUAUUUAGUCCUGAAUUUUUGAGAGUUGUGCAAGAUAUGAUACGAAAAGAAGUUGAAAAUUAUAUGUCACAGUAUGAGGAGGAAAGGGUUGCAAUGUACACUGAAGCAGUAAAAAAUAAUGUUAUUAACAACAUUGAGAUUAGCAAAGAUUGAUAAAUGAGGAGGAAAAAUGUAGAGAUUAUAGUCAUUUUCUUAAAACUUUUUAGUUGUCACCCCACCCCCUCAAAAAAGAAAAAAAAAAAAAAGAAAAACGAAUUGAAUAUGAUUUUUUAAUUAUUUUUGAUGAAAUUGUUCAUUUUUAUA
Messenger RNA from Capsicum annuum, 982 nucleotides. Its product is annotated as transcription factor MYB73. Bases 104 to 832 code for a protein of 242 amino acids. The transcript has a single exon. Lineage: Eukaryota; Viridiplantae; Streptophyta; Magnoliopsida; Solanales; Solanaceae. Gene Ontology annotation, cellular component: nucleus. Gene Ontology annotation, biological process: regulation of DNA-templated transcription. The record is from RefSeq and is a predicted model, not a curated record. Gene Ontology annotation, molecular function: DNA-binding transcription factor activity, RNA polymerase II-specific; RNA polymerase II cis-regulatory region sequence-specific DNA binding.